AUGCCGCCCUCUGCUCCAGUGCCCCCGACGGGGUUUCAAGCGCUCAUUCUGUGCGGUCCAGGUGUAUCCCUCAACACCUUUACUUCGAACCCGGAGGAGUUUCCGAAGGCUUUGAUCCCUGUCGCAAAUCGGCCCAUGGUAUUUUAUCCUUUGGAUUGGUGCUAUAGACAAGGCAUAACGAAUAUAACUCUUAUUACUCCUCCUCCUAGCCAAGCACCUCUCGAAGCCGCCCUAUCACAAAAUCCUCACCUCACCUCCCUUCCUUCGCCAUCUCCAUCCGUGCUGGCACCUGCUAAUCUAACCCUGACGACGGGUACUGCGGAGCUACUCCGUCUUCCGGAAGUUCAAGCCUGCAUCAAGUCCGACUUUCUCCUUCUUCCCUGCGACCUUAUCUGCGAUAUUCCGGGAGAAUCCCUUCUUGAGGCAUGGAUGGUAUCCCAAAGCGCUCUGGGUGGUUCAACCCUGAGCGAUGGUUGGAACAACAACGGUCCAAAGACGAUAGGGAUGGGCGGUGAAGCGGGUGGGCGCCGCGGCGGUCUAGCGGUAUACUAUCAAACAAAGGGAAGAGAGGAAAGUGUCAAGGGUGAAGUAGCUGAUUUUGUCGCCACCGCUCCCCUUGAACGAGAUGAAGCGCCCGCAGUCUCCCAUCCUGCGGACGGGCCAGCGGCCAUUCGAUUUGGGCUGUCAAAGCUCGUGCUCUCCAUGCCAAUGGAUACAGUCAAAGAGAAGAUGGAAGAAGACAAGGGAUUGCUUGUACGCCAUUCGCUGGUGAAGAAGCACGCAAAAGUCAAGAUGUUGACGAGCUACCGCGACGGCCAUAUCUAUGUACUGCCGUACUGGGUCAAAGACUUUGUUCGGCUCAACGAGAAGUUUGAGAGCGUGAGUGAAGACGUUGUGGGCUGGUGGGCAAAGUCAAAUUGGCAGUCAGGACUGGGCACCAAACUUCGACUGGAUGAAGUGCUGCAACCGUCAAGUCACAAGAAUGGAGAAAGUGGGAGCGUGGACGACGAGUCCCUCGAAGAGGAAAUUGAUAUCAAAGCUAUGAGCACUACCAAAGCUGCGACUGGAGAACGUCUGGACCCGUCAUCGCAUGACACACCCUCGGAAAUCCAGUUUGCUUCGCGUGUCAGAAGCUCAGGCCCCGGUGGAGAGAUGGAGCCACCCAACAAAGCCGACAAUUUUACCAUUCCCCCAAUGCUGGCUUACAUGCAUUCGUCCCUACCCUCGGCUCCUCUUGUCAGACGCGUUGACACCUCUGCUCUUCUGCUCUCCGUCUCCCUCCGCCUCGCGAAACUCGAAUCUAUCGAAGAAGUUGGCCGGGUCACCGCUUCUCCAUUUGCGCACCAGCAAAAAGUGGCAUAUCCUGCGGGAAUCGCCCAGCGGUGCACAGUCACCAAGUCUGAUUGCUUACUGGGCCCGAACGUCACUGUAGAAGAAAAGUGUGUGAUCAAAGAGACUGUCAUCUCUGCCAACUGCCACAUCGCCAGCGGUGCUCGGUUAACCCGCUGCCUCGUGAUGGACGGGGCAGUAAUAGGCGAACGAUGCCAGUUGACAGGGUGCAUCGUUGGACGGCGCAGCAAGAUCGAGCGCGAGAGCGUGUUGAAGGACUGCGAGAUUCAGGACGGCAUGGUGGUUGAGGAGGGAACUGACGCUAAGAAUGAGAAAUUCAUGGUCUUUGAGGGUUUGGACGAGGAUGGCGAGGGCAUGGAUGUAUCCGAAGACUUUGAUGGCAGCGACUUGGGAUUCUGA
Molecule: messenger RNA, 1749 nt
Organism: Aspergillus calidoustus
Lineage: Eukaryota; Fungi; Ascomycota; Eurotiomycetes; Eurotiales; Aspergillaceae
Source: the annotation of a GenBank genome assembly